Acanthisitta chloris (rifleman) is the source of this 719-nucleotide messenger RNA. RefSeq names its product hippocalcin (gene HPCA). The record is from RefSeq and is a predicted model, not a curated record. Gene Ontology annotation, molecular function: calcium ion binding. NCBI's taxonomy places the organism in Eukaryota, Metazoa, Chordata, Aves, Passeriformes, Acanthisittidae. The coding region runs from base 138 to 719 and encodes 193 amino acids. The transcript has 3 exons.
GUGUCCCUCUGCGUGUCUGGGGGCUGCCAGGGAGCACUGCCCCGUCCCUCUCCCCUCCUGUAGGGCAGAGGGACCCCCCGAGCCGGGCCAGGCACCUGCCCCACCGCAGUGCUCAUCCCCCGGCGCAUCCCAGCGGGAUGGGGAAGCAAAACAGCAAACUGCGCCCAGAGAUGCUCCAGGACCUGCGGGAAAACACCGAGUUCUCCGACCUGGAGCUGCAGGGUUGGUACAAGGGUUUCCUGAAGGACUGUCCCUCGGGUAUCCUGAAUGUGGAGGAGUUCAAGAAGAUCUAUGCCAACUUCUUCCCCUACGGCGACGCCUCCAAGUUCGCCGAGCACGUCUUCCGCACCUUCGACACCAACGGCGACGGCACCAUCGACUUCCGAGAGUUCAUCAUCGCCCUGAGCGUCACCUCCCGUGGGAAGCUGGAGCAGAAGCUCAUGUGGGCCUUCAGCAUGUAUGACUUGGAUGGCAAUGGCUACAUCAGUCGGGAGGAGAUGCUGGAGAUCGUGCAGGCCAUCUACAAAAUGGUCUCCUCUGUGAUGAACAUGCCUGAAGAUGAAUCGACUCCGGAGAAAAGAACGGAAAAAAUCUUCCGACAGAUGGAUACUAAUAACGACGGUAAGCUCUCUCUGGAGGAAUUCAUCAAAGGUGCCAAGAGUGACCCGUCCAUCGUGCGCCUGCUGCAGUGUGACCCCAGCGGUGCCACACAGUUCUGA